CCCAGGCAGGGGAGAAGAUGGUCCAGUAUCACCCUGUGAGUUGGGUUGGAGGCAGCUUCUGCGGCAGAGGGGCUGGGCUCCGGUCCUCACCCCUCCCCCUGCCUCCCGAGGCCAGGCUGGCGCCGGCCAGGGGAGCCGCAGCUGGUCCCCUGCUGGGCCCCUGACCUGCCCUUGGCCUCUGCCCCGACCCCGUCCCGCCUCGGUGGAAGCCCCAGCUCAGCCGACUCGCAGGUCCCACCCGACUGCUUCGGCUAGCACCCGUUGGCUCACCGGCCCGCCGGGCCCGCCCCCGGAGCCCCGCCCCGGCCCGCCCCUCGGAGUUGUAACUCCACGUCCGAAGGCAGUUUCCAAGGUGGAAGCUGGGUCCGGCUGCCAGGAAGCGGCCGGUGCGCGGGCUGCGCGGGCUGCGCGGGGCUCGGCUUCCACGUGCGAGCCUGCACCGCCGCCCCGCCCUCUCCUGGCGGCCAGGCCUGGGGACUCUCUGCCCCGGGACGGCGCCUCGCGUUCCGCCGUGGCAGUGGCCGUGGCCAGAACGUCCACGCGCGGUCGUCCACCGCCGGAUCUCGCUCCAGCGCCCGUGGUCCAGCGUGUAGGGAGCCGAUCGCCCAUGGAGGGUCUGGGCCGCUCGUGCCUGUGGCUGCGUCGGGAGCUGUCGCCCCCGCGGCCGCGGCUCCUGCUCCUGGACUGCCGCAGCCGCGAGCUGUACGAGUCGGCGCGCAUCGGUGGGGCGCUGAGCGUGGCCCUGCCGGCGCUCCUGCUGCGCCGCCUGCGGAGGGGCAGCCUGUCGGUGCGCGCGCUCCUGCCUGGGCCGCCGCUGCAGCCGCCCCCGCCUGCCCCCGUGCUCCUGUACGACCAGGGCGGGGGCCGGCGCCGGCGCGGGGAGGCCGAGGCCGAGGCCGAGGAGUGGGAGGCCGAGUCGGUGCUGGGCACCCUGCUGCAGAAGCUGCGAGAGGAAGGCUACCUGGCCUACUACCUCCAGGGAGGCUUCAGCAGAUUCCAGGCCGAGUGCCCUCACCUGUGUGAGACCAGCCUUGGUGGCCGUGCCGGCUCCAGCAUGGCGCCGGUGCCCAGUCCAGUGCCUGUGGUGGGGUUGGGCAGCCUGUGCCUGGGCUCCGACUGCUCUGAUGCGGAAUCCGAGGCCGACCGCGACUCCAUGAGCUGUGGCCUGGAUUCGGAGGGUGCCACACCCCCACCAGUGGGGCUGCGGGCAUCCUUCCCUGUCCAGAUCCUGCCCAACCUCUAUCUGGGCAGUGCCCGGGAUUCCGCCAAUUUGGAAAGCCUGGCCAAACUGGGCAUCCGCUACAUCCUCAAUGUCACCCCCAACCUCCCAAACUUCUUCGAGAAGAAUGGUGACUUUCACUACAAGCAGAUCCCCAUCUCCGACCACUGGAGCCAGAACCUGUCGCAGUUCUUUCCGGAAGCCAUUGAGUUCAUUGAUGAGGCCUUGUCCCAGAACUGCGGGGUGCUCGUCCACUGCUUGGCGGGGGUCAGCCGUUCUGUCACCGUCACUGUGGCCUACCUCAUGCAGAAGCUCCACCUCUCUCUCAACGAUGCCUAUGACCUGGUCAAGAGGAAGAAGUCUAACAUCUCCCCCAACUUCAACUUCAUGGGGCAGUUGCUGGACUUUGAGCGCAGCUUGCGGCUGGAGGAACGCCACUCGCAGGAGCAGGGCAGUGGGGGGCAGGCAUCUGCGGCCUCCAACCCGCCCUCCUUCUUCACCACCCCCACCAGUGAUGGCGCCUUCGAGCUGGCCCCCACCUAGGGCCCCGUGGCCGGCAGGCCGGCCCCUGCCCCACCCCCACCCACGGGUGUCCCUGCCCACUCGUGUGGCAAGGGAGGGGAGGGCAGGAGGGCUCAGCCUGAGCAGGGUGCUGGGGGGAGAGCGCAAUACCUCACGCGGGCUGCCGUCCUAAUCAACGUGCCUAUGGCGGGACCAUGCUCGGAGCCUGCCUCUUCUGCGACUGUUACUUUUUCUUUGCGGGAUGGGGGUGGGGGUUCCCUCUCCAGGUGAUUGUCCAGGCCCAGGCCCCGGCCCUGGGUGCUCAGCCAGCUCGGCUAGGCCCUGCGCCUCCCUGCGCUUCCCCCUUCAGGAAGGGUGUGUGCCACCUCGUUGCCACAGGGACUGGAUCCCAGUCCCGCCCCUGUCCCCAAGUGGCUGCUUGGGGGAGAGGCGUUUGCCAUCACUGGUGUUGUCACCUCCCUGUUUCUCCACCAAGGGCUUGGUCCUCUCGGGGCUGGGGCCUCCCAGGGGAUGGGGACCCAGAGGUGCAGUGGCCGCCCACAUCCAUGGCCUAGGAGCUACUGGGCAGGUUCCCGGCCACACAUCUGGUGGGCUGUUUUUUUUUUUUUUUUCCCUCUUCCCCCAGAUGUCUUGACGGGAUCACUGGGGCUCUUUGUGAGUGAGGGUGGCCAAACUACCGCCGGAGGAGAUGGGGUCUCGGAGCGAGAGCUGCCGAGGGGGAGGGGAAGAAGAAGGCCUCACUUUUGCUGCUGCGGGGCCCACACAGCCGUUGCUACUUUGGGGGGUGGGGAAGGGGCCAAGCUGCAGACACACACAGUCAUUCAUUUCUGUCCACACCCCUGUGGGUGGCGGGUGUGCGUGUGUGCGCUUGUGUGUGCGCGCGUGUCGGCACUCACACACACAUGCUAGCCCACUGAUGCACCCAGCCCAGGGCUGGCAGUCUUUGCGGCGUGGGGCCAUCUCACCCUGGAGCCUGGAGAGGAUCUAUGCUUGUUUGUUUUUGUAAUCCAUAUCAUAGUUGCUUUCUUUAAUUGUUCCUUCUGAAUAAACAGUUUAUUUAAGAUACUGA
Molecule: messenger RNA, 2810 nt
Organism: Gorilla gorilla gorilla (western lowland gorilla)
Lineage: Eukaryota; Metazoa; Chordata; Mammalia; Primates; Hominidae
Gene: DUSP9
Product: dual specificity phosphatase 9
Exons: 4
Coding region: 608-1762 (384 amino acids)
Biological process (GO): peptidyl-tyrosine dephosphorylation; negative regulation of MAPK cascade
Cellular component (GO): cytoplasm; cytosol
Molecular function (GO): MAP kinase tyrosine phosphatase activity; MAP kinase tyrosine/serine/threonine phosphatase activity; protein tyrosine/threonine phosphatase activity
Source: RefSeq, a predicted model, not a curated record